AUGCUCCACGCCAUUCACUUCUCUGGCGUAAUGGCGAAUAGACACAUCUUUUUGCUUUAUCUCGCCUCGUUCGGGAUGACGAGCGGAGCCCAAACUUUGAAAACUUUCACGGAGAACUUCUUCCCAAGGGACCAAGAAUGUGUAUGGAUCAGCAUUGACACAAAAGAUGCCAUAUUUGAAAGCUCGCUUCCCCUCUACGUCAAGCAGAUUCAUUCAAUGGAAACAUUGGACGAGAAGCUUUCCAAGCUGGACUUCGGGAACCGGUUACAGAAAUGUGUGAUUUUGCAUUGUGGUCGACUGCUCAAGACAGAAGAAACCGAACAUCUCGUGGGCAUCACGGGGAAAUUCUGGCCAUUCAAAUUGCAACUCUUUGUGACCGGUGUGGUUCCAUUGUUCAAACCCAUGGGCUCGUCGCCUUUGUUGGCACAAAGAUGGAAAGUUCCGGCUCAAGCAUUACUAUUACGAGAGGAAACUGGGCAACUGCUUCUAUUCUCCAGCUGUCCAGAACUUGAUUCCCCGCCAAUGUUGGCGCAAAUAUUCUCAGAGGAUGGUGCUAGUACCGUUUCCUUGGGUGCUCAUCAAUGUCAAGAAAUCAAAUUGCUCGAAGGCAAACAGCUUAACGUGACGUCUUUUGGCGUCACACCAUUCGUGAUUUUCAACGGGCGUAGCGUUAUAGGGGUGGAUCCACAAAUAUUGACCAUCAUAGGCGAAAAAUUCGGGUUCACUUAUCGAAUCACGUGGGGAGGAGAUUUUGGCGCGAGAAAUCCUAAAACUGGAUUAUGGAGUGGUGUUACCGGACAGGUUGCUACUGGAGCUUUCCAACUCGGCGUGGGCGCGAUUAUUGCCACCGAUAGCGAUCGGAACACUGCAGUGGACUUUCUUCAAGAUAUUUACCCUAUGGAAUUCUUUCUGAUUGCUCCAUCCCCCAAGAGAACGGCGCCCUACUUGAACGUGCUGAAGCCAUUUGAUGUGCCCUCUUGGCUUCUGGUCUUGAGUUCCAUUGUCGUCGUGGGCGUUUGUUGUAUGGGGCUGGUGUAUUUCACGUCCAUGUUCAUUCCGAUCAAGCAUGGAAGAGAGCUCGAUAUUUCCAUCAUAAUUGCACCCCUCAGAAGUAUCACAAGCCAAGAUUCUGGGCAGCGUGUGACGACACUGAUGGAGUUUUCCAUGGCAUUGAAAGUUAUAUUAGGUUUUUGGUUUUGGUACGCCCUGAUUGUGAAAACAGCCUUUGGAGGCAAUCUGAACUCCUUUUUGAUUGCUCAAGACUACGAAAGAGCCGUGAAAACAGAACAAGAUGUUUUGGACUUGAACAGAAACUUUCUUUUACCAUUCACUGGAAGUUUGAGAGCAAGUGUGGAUACUUCGCCACUUCUGGUUCACCAACAACUGAAAAAGGUUACCGAGGAUAGAGAUGGAUCAUACGAGAUUUUGCGAGGCUGGCUCCCUCCUCCCAAAGAGAAGGAAAUGAUGGAAACGAACGCCGUUCUUUUGUUUCCCAAGGAUCCCGUAAUUAUGCUAACCGAAACGCUGGAAUCAAAAUACGGUCCCAAUCCUUUGAGGAUAGAACCCACUCCCAAAUUCACGUUCUCCUCGAGUUUCAUGGUGAACAAGCAAUUCGCCUUUAAAGACGACUUCAACAAAGCGCUGGGCCGAAUUGUAUCUAUGGGCUUGGUUGAGAAGUAUCGCAAGGAUUUCUAUCCCCAACGAGCCCUCUUGUCUGAGAAAACAUCCGCGGAAUUCGUGGAGCUCACCGUCGACCAUAUCUUCGGGCCUAUUUUCAUUUUGGGAUGCGGCCUCGGCCUCGCCCUUGUAGCCUUUUUGGCCGAAACCGUUCGAAAUCCAUGUCAACAUCCUCACACGUGAAUAAAUGGAUGCUGUUCUUUCUUGCCCUUUUAGGCCGUGAGGUCGCUUCGCUCAUUCAUCAUCACUGGAUCCCAUCUCCAAUCAGCCUCAGCUGUCAGACUUGCUCUAAGUGAGACACUACAGCAUAAUCAUAGAUGCUCGAACCAGAUCUCGGGCCAAACCAAGCCCAGAACAUGUCUAUGUCAUCAGGGCCCCUCGGGCCCUUUCGACGACCAUCUCCCAGAAAAGGGCCCGAAAUUGGCAAAAACCUCGGGAGCAUUGCGGGACAAAUCAUAAAUCAUGACUUUGCAAAGUGCAUCCGAUCUCUCUCUCUCUCAAACAAAUGUAGUUGGUUUUCACGGCAUUAUCCCAAUUCAUCUUGGCACCAAUUUGAUUGGAGCCCCUUCUUCUUCCUCGCUCCUCGAGAAAUCAAGUAGUUUCUUGGCAUAAGCCUUGAAUAUGUUCCCGUCAUCCCGUUCCUUAGGAAAUAGACCUAUCUCAUCAUCACUUGGUACUCUUGUUCCCUCCAUCCUUCCAUCUCGAUCCCUAUUCUCAAUCUCCUUUCGCGGUAGUUCUCUUAGUAGGACGAGAGGGAUCCAUGGAUAGCAUCCAUUUCAACGUCCCGCGCCCGCCAACCCAAACCAUUGGGUCGGUUCCUCUUCCCGGGUUCGUGCGCCUCUCAGCGCUGCCUGGUAUUAACUGGCAGCCAAUUUUUAGCGCCAUCCCGUUUUUUCCCGACAACGAAGGGAAUGUCUCGGAAUCAUCCAACAGUAGGGACCCUGAGUUGGGGAGUGGAACUCUGCGUUUCCACGGAGGUCACUUAUUCCCAAAUCCAGUGUGUCCUUUUUUGGGGACGGAUAUCAUAAAUAUAUCUUGUUCAAGUUUGAGGAGUCUGGGACCCUCUUCAUUUGGUGCGAUCGAGGUGAUUUGGUAAAGCAAAAUCUAGCCACGGGGUGACGUCUCCAUUGUUUUGAGGAAAUAGAGGCCGACCCAGAGGAAGACCACUCUUAGACUGAUGAUUGCAACGUUCAUGGUCCAUUAGGAGUUUGGCACAACACCAUGUUUUCUCUGUGUCUUGCAAUUUCCAUCGCAGGACUCAUCAUGACAUUCACCGGAGUUAAAGGGACGGAAACUUCCAACGAGUCACUUGCAACCUCUCCGGCCCCCACAGACGGGCUUUACUGCAUGAGCUGCUUCAAUUGCAAGAUCUUUGAAAAGACCAGCCACUCGGUCAAGUGUGACCCGUCGUCAACACAUUGUCUGAGAGCAGAUAUUAAGUCUGGGGAAGUAGAGCGAAAAUGCGCAACGGAGCAAAUUUGCAAUGAAGCUUUGAGAGCUUCUGCUUACACCUCCGUGCAUUGUUGUUCCACUUCACACUGUAAUACCGGAUCCAUCAUCGGUUGUGUGGCACUCGUGGAAAUCUCACUCUUGGUUGCUCUUUCCCAAAUGAGUAACAAAUUAUUCUACAACCAUGCUUAGAUUUAAGAAUACGUGUAAGAUAAAGUAACUUCAAUAAUAUCUGCUGUCACAGUUUCGAAAUGCAUAAUUUUCCUUUUUUA
This is a messenger RNA of Tigriopus californicus, 3398 nucleotides long. RefSeq names its product glutamate receptor 2-like. The record is from RefSeq and is a predicted model, not a curated record. The transcript has 8 exons. Bases 1 to 1860 code for a protein of 619 amino acids. Lineage: Eukaryota; Metazoa; Arthropoda; Copepoda; Harpacticoida; Harpacticidae.